AUGCUAGACGAAAGGCAUCAAAGACUUCCUCAGCCAGACAUAUGCGGCCACAAUGUUGUCAUUGUCCGGCCACCUAUGGCAGGCAAUUGUUUCGCAGCAACAGUCGUUGCUCAGAUGCGCAGGACCUACCCUCGACUUCGUUUCGGUCUCCUUGUUGGAAUUGGAGGAGGUGUGCCCACCAAAACAGACGAGGGACUGAUCCAUCUUGGUCACGUCGUAGUCAGUCAGCCAGUGGGUCAGCACUCAGGUGCCGUGCAGUAUGAUCAUGGUGAAGCAGAAGCGGACAAGUUCGUCCGAACAGGCUUUCUGGCACCGCCACCCCACGUCCUGCUAAAUGCCGCUCUGGAGGCGCAAGUGAACCGCCUCGGCAUGCCAACAGAUCCAUUGAUCGCUCAUCCCAAUUCUAUCGAUGUCACCAAACCUCGUCUUCGACAAUAUAGACGACCUGAAGCAGAUCAGGAUCAGUUGUACGAACCCGGUUACGUUCACUUGGACAGAGAAUUGUCAUGCACAGAUUGUGGUUGCGACACAACUAAGCGCAUCAAUCGAGACGCUAAUGACGAUGACUGGGUCGUAAUCCAUCGAGGCACAAUAGCCUCAGGAGAAGCAGUCAUGAGAGAUGGACUACAAAGGGAUGCAUUAGCACAAGAGCAAAAGAUUCUCUGUUUUGAGAUGGAAGCCGCUGGAGUACUGAACGACUUUCCGAGCUUGGUCGUUAGAGGCAUAUCUGACUACUCGGACUCUCACAAGAAUGACAAGUGGCACGGAUAUGCUGCAGCAGUCGCGGCGGCAUACACCAGAGAACUUUUCUAUCACAUGCCUGUGGAGGAAGUGAAGCAAUGCAAGAUUGCAGAGAAAGGUGACGCCAUGCUUACUUGGAAGUAG
This is a messenger RNA of Aureobasidium namibiae CBS 147.97, 885 nucleotides long. Its product is annotated as ankyrin repeat protein. The record is from RefSeq and is a predicted model, not a curated record. Lineage: Eukaryota; Fungi; Ascomycota; Dothideomycetes; Dothideales; Saccotheciaceae. Gene Ontology annotation, molecular function: catalytic activity. Gene Ontology annotation, biological process: nucleoside metabolic process. The transcript has 2 exons. Bases 1 to 885 code for a protein of 294 amino acids.